AUCUAGCAGAUAGGUUAAAAGUAGUAGUAUAUAUAUGGAUGUAAUUAACCUAGGUAAAAAGUUUAAGGAGAAUGAGAGAGGUUAAGCAAAGUGGCUGGCCAAGAUCUUCUAAUGUGACUCUCUCUUUCUCAUAAAAGAAAACAAAAAAUUGCACUAAUCAGAAAAUAUAUUCAGCAGCUUAAUGAUGUUUGAAUCUCCAAGCAAGAAGAGAUGGAACGUGGCAUCAACCGCUUCAUCUUACAGAGAGACAAUUGUAAGCGGAAGAUACAGUAAGAGUUGUAGAGAACAGAAGCAACAACAACGAAGAGAAAGAGUCUUGUCUAAGUCGUCUAAGUGGAAGGUUUUGUUGAUGAAGCUUAAGCUGUUGCCUUCUCCUCGUUCUUCUUCCGCUAAGGUCGUGGCUUAUGACCCUUACGAUUACUAUUUGAAUUUUGAUCAAGGGCCAGGGUGGCACGACCACGAUGAACCUGAGAAUCUUUCUAGGUCUUUCUCUUAUCGCUUCGCUGAUCCCACUCGGAUCUGAUCUGAGCAACACGCUUGCUAUCUUGUAUAAUGUUUCUUACUUUUUUCUUUGUAUACUUUGUUUUUCAAUGAUGAGAUCAUGUAUAGGUCCAUUAAAGAAAACGU
This is a messenger RNA of Camelina sativa (false flax), 627 nucleotides long. RefSeq lists its product as uncharacterized. Lineage: Eukaryota; Viridiplantae; Streptophyta; Magnoliopsida; Brassicales; Brassicaceae. The record is from RefSeq and is a predicted model, not a curated record.